Galendromus occidentalis (western predatory mite) is the source of this 2332-nucleotide messenger RNA. RefSeq lists its product as uncharacterized. The record is from RefSeq and is a predicted model, not a curated record. NCBI's taxonomy places the organism in Eukaryota, Metazoa, Arthropoda, Arachnida, Mesostigmata, Phytoseiidae. The transcript has 11 exons. Bases 98 to 2095 code for a protein of 665 amino acids.
UCGUAGAGAAUGACAGUCCGUAGUCGAUCGUUUCUAUCUGUUCUCAAGUGAAGCUUAAACUCCGAAACAUUGUCCGUACUUGAGGCGAGACUGGAGAAUGGCGGGUGCCACGAAAAAAGCCACAGGUUACAUUCAAGUGAAGCUGAUUCCUGACGAUCGAAAUAGUCAGACGUGGACUGGUUGGUGUCAGCGAUGGGUCGAUCUGUUGGUGGUGUCCGAGGACAGCGGGCGAAGUAAACGAGAGAAGAUUCCGGAAGUCUGGCUGGAAGUUCGUAAAAGUAAAAACUCCGGCAAACCGAUCAAAGUGUGGACCGUGGACGCAAAGGACACUGUCCUUUACCGGUGCACGUCGAAGAGGAAAGCGCAUGCUUUCGCCAUUCAAUAUAGGAAGAAGGACAUAGUGUAUCUCAGUGGAAAUUCCGAAGGCGAAAGCAACGAUUGGAUGAAAAUCGUUCGUGAGUGUCUGUGGCCAACAGACAAGAUUGUUGAGCUUGAAAUUUCUACCGAGCGAUUGUUCGAGGCAUCGGUCAUUGACAACAGCUAUUCCGCUUCGUGUGGAUUGUUCGGCAAAUACGGUCACCUGUCAUGUCGGGAGAAUAAACUCAUCAUGUUCGAUAACAACGGCUCGAAUGUGAUACAAGAAUGGUACCUCCACACGAUCCGCAAGAUGGAGGCUUUCAAAGCCAGUGCCAACGACAAGGGUCAGGUUCUGACCAUCUACCUUGGAGAGAACAGCUCGACUGGAUGUGGAGUUGUUUACUUUUUUUGUCCCAAAGCGGUUUCCCUAUUAAAGAGCAUUCGAACGCGGAUCAGAGACGUUUUCAACGAUCUCGCGGAUGACAAAAAAGUACAACAAGCGACGCUUAUGAGUCUCGGAGCACUGCACGACGUCAGUCUCGAGGAGUCGGAGGUCAAAGAGCCCCUAAUGAAUCUGAUCAUAGCCGAUGAAAUCAUCAAAGCGAAACAAGAUCUCUCUCAGAGCAAGAGACUACAAGCCCUCAAGCCCACCGUCCAAGAGGCAACAAAUAAAAAUGAGCCCUUCAUUUGGAAAGAUAACGAGCUUUUCGAAGAGGACACCGUCAAAGCCCCCCUCAAAGCCGAUUACACUCCGCCGGAUGAAGAGCCUCCCAAGAAGCCCCGACGAGCAUCUCUCACCCAAUCACUCAGUUUCAUGAAGCGACCACGAGCCCGCAGUACUACACCUGACGAUUCCGCACGACCUAGACGUGAACAGCGUCGCGGCAGCCUCCCACAGAGCGCACGCUUCUUUGCCAAAUCUCCGACGAAGACAUUCGAAAACGAUAUGAAAGUACAGCUGCAGAAAUUCCAACAGAUAUUGAACCUUGCCGAUUCGGAGAACAGCGAGAAGAUUUUCCCCGUUGUUGGGAGCCCGAAGAAUCUGAGUCGACCGGAAUCCAGCGAGGUGGUAGCACAAGAAACUACAACUCUGAGCGCUUUGGACGAGUGUUCUGAGGGAACCACGUCGCGAUCUGUCUCGUUGUCCAGCUUCACAGCGCAAUUAUUGAUUGACGAUAAACCGAUGGAAACCGCGGACUCGACACCCGAUAACCCAAUUAGCGCUGAUCAACAACUUGAUUCGACAAGCGGUGUUCAAGCCGAAACUGAGAAUCCGAAAACCGAUAAUGAGGAUUCUUUGUCGGACGAGCCUGGCAAUAUUACGGCGGAGAGCAUCGUUUCAGCUGAUGAUGCGGUCUUCAGGGAACCCGAACUCGAUCUGCGCUUGCGUGAAUCUGACGAGGAUCAACCACUCGACAAUACUGAUCGGAACGAUGACCCGGCACUUGCGAAGAGUGUGGCGUAUACGGAGUCCACAAGGACAGCCGAGAGACUGGACGGUGGCAGUCUUAGCGCGAGCGAAGAGGUGACCGACCUACAAGGCGUUCCGCCGAGCCCUCAGGACGAGCCGACUUCAGGUUCAUCCAACGGAAAAGACGCCCUCGAUUCGGGAGAACCGUCGCCUGCGACAGCUGACAUCACGAGUACGGAUCGUAAGGGGAGCUCGCAUGCUGUAAAAAUCAACUUCGGACCUCCGCCAAAGCCCAAGAGGAUAUCCAGGAAUAGCAAAGAACUUUGAGCGAAAUCAGCGCUCCCGUGUCUAGCCUCGAACUAAUACAGGAGAUAUCCAUCGGCUCAGCUGACCAGGAGUUCCCUCAACAAUAGGUUCGGCCGCGCGCCCCCGAUCCGGAGAGAUUACUAGUGUCAGACCCGUCGACCGGGAUCCACGAGUUUACUAUUUCAUUCUCCGAGAGAGUCAACGGUCUGCCACGGACCGAGGAUGAGGUGACACCUGAUUAAAGACUUCCCCAUUCUU